CAGCCGCCUGGAGACCUCCGUCGCCCCCGCUGCAGUCCCAGAAGUCAGGGAGGGUUUGCUGCGCGGCGGGACGGGCGUGAAGAGGGAGGGACAGGAACUUGCUACUUGGGGCUUGAGCCCGCUCCCCGUGCGCCCGUGCCUCGCCCGGCUCUCCAGCGACGAUGGUGGGCCUGACAACCUCCGACGUGCACCCGACCAUGGGGGUGAAGAUCUUCUCGGCGGGGGUGGGCGCCUGCUUGGCGGAUGUCAUCACCUUCCCGCUGGACACCGCCAAAGUCCGGCUACAGGUCCAAGGCGAAUGCCAGACCUCCAGUGCCAUCAGGUAUAAAGGCGUCUUGGGAACGAUCACCACUCUGGCAAAGACCGAAGGGCCAAUGAAACUGUACAGCGGGCUGCCCGCGGGCCUCCAGAGACAGGUCAGCUUCGCCUCGCUGAGGAUUGGCCUCUACGACACGGUGCAGGAGUUCUUCGCCGCAGGGAAAGAAACAACAAGCCUGGGAAGCAAGAUCUCAGCUGGCUUGACAACUGGAGGAGUGGCAGUGUUCAUUGGGCAGCCCACCGAGGUCGUGAAAGUCAGACUGCAAGCCCAGAGCCAUCUACAUGGCCUCAAACCUCGCUACACUGGGACUUACAAUGCUUACAGAAUCAUAGCAACAACGGAAGGCUUGACGGGUCUUUGGAAAGGGACUACUCCCAAUCUGAUGAGAAAUGUCAUCAUUAAUUGUACAGAGCUGGUAACAUAUGACCUCAUGAAGGAUGCCCUUGUGAAAAACAAACUACUAGCAGAUGACGUCCCUUGCCACUUGGUGUCAGCUCUUAUUGCUGGGUUUUGCACAACACUUCUCUCCUCCCCAGUGGAUGUGGUGAAAACCAGAUUUGUUAAUUCUCCACCAGGACAGUACAAAAGUGUGCCCAGUUGUGCAAUGACAAUGUUCACUAAGGAAGGACCAACAGCUUUUUUCAAAGGAUUUGUACCUUCCUUCUUGCGACUCGCAUCCUGGAAUGUCAUUAUGUUUGUGUGCUUUGAACAACUGAAACGGGAACUGAUGAAGUCAAGGCAGACGGUGGACUGUGCUACAUAAUCAACUUCAAGGAAAAGAUGUAAUAUACCAGUGGGCAUCUUUGCUGGCUGGAUCAAACAAUUAAAAAAAUAAAAAACCAAAAUCCUAUUCACUUUAUUUCAACCUAGAAAGACAAAGGAAUUCUUUAGGGAGUUUUGGACUUUUUUAUAUUAAAAAAAGAGGAAAACUAAUAUGUGUUUCAUAUAACUUUUGUUCUCAGUGUCUUAAGCAAAACAUUCAGUAUAUAUCCUGGCAAAAAAUGUAAUGCCCAGAUAAGUUACUGCAUUUGACUGGCCGUUUUGGGAGUGGAAUUGUAUGAUUGAGUAUGAAGAACUUUAACAUGUUUGAAUUAUAAUUCCAACUGGUGGAAAAGAAAAACUGUGUGGAAUGCAGUUUAUAUUUAUAAAUACCUAAAAUAUGAA
Molecule: messenger RNA, 1483 nt
Organism: Microcebus murinus (gray mouse lemur)
Lineage: Eukaryota; Metazoa; Chordata; Mammalia; Primates; Cheirogaleidae
Gene: UCP1
Product: uncoupling protein 1
Biological process (GO): transmembrane transport
Source: RefSeq, a predicted model, not a curated record